Molecule: messenger RNA, 1837 nt
Organism: Aspergillus ibericus CBS 121593
Lineage: Eukaryota; Fungi; Ascomycota; Eurotiomycetes; Eurotiales; Aspergillaceae
Product: pyridoxal phosphate-dependent decarboxylase family protein
Exons: 2
Coding region: 155-1837 (560 amino acids)
Biological process (GO): carboxylic acid metabolic process
Cellular component (GO): cytoplasm
Molecular function (GO): pyridoxal phosphate binding; carboxy-lyase activity
Source: RefSeq, a predicted model, not a curated record
GGCUUUCGAGGGGCCAUGAGCCAAUUUCUUCAAAGUUCCCUAUCCCUCUGAAGUCACCGUCGGUUCUCCGUGUGCAGUUCCUUGAUUGGGAGCAUCUUAAGAUUUGAUACAUCCCGUGCUCUCUCUCGCGCCGUCUCUUCGCUUCCCCGCAUCCAUGGCUGCUUCCCCGCCGUCCAGUCGCGCAGAUGAAGUACAAAAUCUUCUGAACGCCGUCGAAGACCUUCUGAUUCCGUUCAUCCGAAGCGCCGACGAGGAUCCUCUCGGCCAAAAAUCGCUGCCAAACGGCACCAAUGGAGUCCACAAGUCGCCAGGCACGGCGCUCGUCGACCAUAAGAAACCGGAAGAGCUGCAGAAGCUCCUCCAAUUAGCCCUCCCCGAGCAAGGCACCGGCCAGGAGGGCCUGGUCGAGGUGCUGCGCAAGGUUCUGCAGUACUCGGUCAACACAUGGCACCAGGGCUUCCUCGACAAGCUUUAUGCCUCAACCAACGCCCCCGGCGUGGCGUCCGAGCUGAUCCUGGCCGCCCUCAACACCAACGUCCAUGUCUACCAGGUCUCCCCCGCCCUGACCAUCAUCGAGAAACACACCGGAAAGCAACUCGCCUCCCUCUUCGGCCUCAAUGGCGCCCGCGCCGGAGGCAUCUCCGUCCAGGGUGGCUCCGCCUCCAACACCACCUCCAUCGUCAUCGCGCGCAAUAACCUUUACCCCAGCACGAAGAAGGACGGCAAUGGCAACUACCGCUUCGUCCUCUUCACCAGCGCCCAUGGCCACUACAGCAUCGAGAAGGCCGCCCAAAUGCUCGGCCUCGGAAGCUCCUCCGUCUGGGCCGUCCCCGUCGACAAACAAGGCCGCAUGAUCGCCUCCCAGCUGGAGGCCCUCGUCCAGAAGGCCCUCGCCGAGGACCGAACCCCCUUCUACGUCAACGCCACCGCCGGCACCACCGUCAUGGGCUCCUUCGACCCCUUCCACGACAUCGCCGCCAUCUGCAAGAAAUACAACCUCUGGUUCCAUGUCGACGGCUCCUGGGGCGGCUCCUUCAUCUUCUCCGCCCAGCAGCGCUCCAAGCUCUCCGGCGCCGAGAAAGCCGACAGCAUCGCCAUCAACCCGCACAAGAUGCUCGGCGUCCCCGUCACCUGCUCCUUCCUACUCGCCGCCGACCUCCGUCGAUUCCACCUCGCCAACACCCUCCCCGCCGGCUACCUCUUCCACAACGCCGACACCGACCCGGACACCCUCAACGGCGAGACCGAACUCGAAGUCGACUCCCCAGAAGUCUGGGACCUCGCCGACCUCACCCUCCAAUGCGGCCGCCGCGCCGACUCCCUCAAGCUCUUCCUCGGCUGGACCUACUACGGCACGGCCGGCUACGAGCGUCAAAUCGACACCGCCUGCUCCGUCGCCGCCCACCUCGCCACCCUAAUCUCAGAGAACCCGAACUUCAUCCUCGUGAGCGAGAACCCGCCCCCCUGUCUCCAAGUCUGCUUCUACUACGCGCCCAGCCGCACAUUCGUGCACCCGCGGGGCCUCGUCUCCGACGAAUCCAAGCGCGCCAAAGCCAACAGCAAGAUCACCGAGCAGGUGACACAUGCCAUCGUCCGCAAGGGGUUCAUGGUGGAUUUUGCCCCACCCAGUGGAGACGAGGACGCCGUCGGGAACGGGAAGUUCUUCCGUUGCGUGGUCAAUGUCCAGACCACGAAAGAGACCGUCGAAGCCCUGGUGCGGGCUAUUGAGGAGGUCGGGCCCGAGAUUGUUGACCGAUUGAAGGCGGAGAGUGUCACUGAGGUUCCGACUCGGCGACUAGGCGAGAGGGGUCAUGGGCCGGUUGUGCAUCAUCCGUGA